AGUGCAGGUGGGGGGGCUCCUGUCAUUGGGACCUUGCGGGGGGGGGGAGGGCAGGCAUGGGUGACCCCCCUCCCUUCCCCCCCUCUCUUUCAGCCUCUCACCUGGAUCCCCAGGGGCUCCCCCUUCCACACGGCCAAAGUCGAAGUGGCCUUCGCUGCCCCUGGGUUGGAAACCCGUCUCCAUCGUCGGUGGCUGCCAAAGGGGACCGGCGGAGGUGCGUGCCCAGCGCAGCAGAAGCUGCUCCCCCCCCUCUGGGAGAGGCUGCCCAUAGUCCAGCCAUUGUGGGCACACGGUAGACGCCGCCGUGCCGUCUUCCUCCCUCGCCCUGCCCCAAGUGGCACCAAGAGACUGGCAUCCAAGGCUGGCCGUGCCCAAGAGGACCAAAGCCGCUUGACCUCAGCUUGGCUCAACUUCAGGGUAGAGAAGGACCCUUGGAAGCCAGCUGACCUGGCCCGAAGGACCCUCCAGAAUCUCCCGGGCAGUGCCAGCGUGGUCCCUGGGCAUGGGCGUGCCACCAAACGAGGCGCACGACCACCUCUGCCCAGCGCAACCACAGAUGCCGGUGCAGCACGCAAGGCCGGGUGCCGAUGCCCAGACAGCCAGCGGGCUACCGUGGUGGGCCAGCAAGCGGAGGCUCGUCCGGAGGGUCUCCGUGUGCCCACCCCCCGCACAGAGGAAGCGGCCUGGGCCGCCAGCGCUCUGAUUUUCUUGCUGGUGCUCCUGACCCUGGCUAUACUCUACACCCGUCUGCACCGGAAAUGCCGCCGCGGGCCAAGCCUCUACUGGAUGACCAACAGCGAGGAAGGGCGCGAGACGGUGGCCACUGUCAUGAAGCACCGUCUCUUCUCGCGCACCAGGCGCACCAGGCGCCCACGGCCGCCGCUUCAGCCGCCACAGCAGCCGCCACAGCUGCUCCUGCCCAGCUCCUCCAGCGAGGACGAUGACAGCGCCGCCUGAAGGCCUCGCCUGGCCCAGCCUGUCCGGAGGGGCCACCAGCCCAAAGCCCACCGCCCAAGGAGGGAGGGAGGGAGGGAGGGAGGGAGGGAGGGGCUCCAGCCAUGACCGCUGCGUUCGUUUUUCAUACUCAAUAAAGUAUAUUUUCCUACAUA
Messenger RNA from Notechis scutatus (mainland tiger snake), 1109 nucleotides. The record is from RefSeq and is a predicted model, not a curated record. NCBI's taxonomy places the organism in Eukaryota, Metazoa, Chordata, Lepidosauria, Squamata, Elapidae.